Messenger RNA from Mastomys coucha (southern multimammate mouse), 7953 nucleotides. RefSeq names its product mastermind like transcriptional coactivator 2 (gene Maml2). Gene Ontology annotation, molecular function: transcription coactivator activity. Gene Ontology annotation, biological process: Notch signaling pathway; positive regulation of transcription of Notch receptor target. Gene Ontology annotation, cellular component: nuclear speck; nucleoplasm. Lineage: Eukaryota; Metazoa; Chordata; Mammalia; Rodentia; Muridae. The record is from RefSeq and is a predicted model, not a curated record. The transcript has 5 exons. Bases 1479 to 4940 code for a protein of 1153 amino acids.
GCCCAGAGCCGGCUGUAGAGAGAUGCUGUUCGGAGGGUUUGCCGCUUCAGCCACUGGGAGGCCUCUGCACUCCGUUCCCCGGCGCCUGGCUGCGAUUACUCACUGGAGCAGCGGCACCAGCCUUCCACCAGGGAGCCCGAGCUCCCGCCCUCCUCCCCCAUCUGCAGCCUGCUGGCUCCCUCUCUCCCUCUGUCUCACUCUCUCUCUCUCUCUCUUUCUCUCCCUCUCGUAUCGCAGCACAAUGAAAGCCUGUGUUUCGCCGUGAGUCCGAGGAGCGGAGUCGGUGUCAGGAAAGCGCUCGGAACAGACCUGAAAGAGAAAGGAAAAUACUAGCGACUUUUUUUCUUCUUUCCCCCCCAUCUAUAAAGCGAAGCAUUACAAGAGAUAGAGCCACAUUGCCUUUGGGAGUUCAGACCCUCUGAGCCACUGGCCGGGCAUGGAAUGUACAAAAGUGGACAGAAAAGUGGCUGGACAUGACUCGGUGCAAUUUGCUGGAAGUUUGUAAGUUUGACCAUCGUUUGUAAAUUACUCUCGGAAGACUUUGUCUCUCGAUACUGUAUUAGAAUAGAAGGGGGGGUGAGGAAUAAAAACGUAAGUGGGGAAGGGGGAAAAAUGUGUUGAAGGAGCUCUCGCAGUAGCCAGCCACUUCUGACUGCUUUCAUUUAAGACUAAGAAACCUAAGAGGGGAUCGGGAUUUUUGCCGGUGAUUGGAUUAGCUUGAAGAAAAGAGGACGAUUCUGAAGUCCAAUUACUGACGUUGUUAAGACUGAAAAGCUGUCUUCUUUGGGGAGAAGACUACAUCCUUCUGUACCCCCCAGGAGGAGAAAACACCAACAGAGGAGGGAGAGAAAGGGACGGAGAAUCCAACAGAGUCUUCCCUGAUUUCGCACAGUUUGAACAUGACUUCAGAAGCCUUGGGAAACAGUCCUGUUGUUUGUUUUUUAACCUGAGUAAAAGUGAAGGCUGCCCGUUCCAUAGCCCCCGGGAGAAAUGUGUUUCUCUGCAGAAACACCCCUAUAAAUGAUUUCCCGAAGCAGCUAGGUGAGGGGAGCCCAGAUCUCUAUUAAUGACUUUUGAUUCCUUUUGCUAUGUGCUUCUGCCUCUUCCUUGACAACCCCUGAAUUCUUGAACUACCCCCUAGACUUUGUGUUUACAAAGUACCUAGAGGCUCUUGUCAGCCUGGUAGGGGAGAAAAAAAAAUCUACCAACUCUGUCCAACUUCUCCUAAGCUGUCAAAUGCAAUUAGAGUAAGUUGAUCAGGGUUUGUUUCCAACUUCCUCUCUCCAAUUGGUUUCUAAUCUUUCUCCCCACCCUCUUGUUACUCGCUCCCCUCCCCCACCCCUUCGCCACUGUCUCCCCACCCUCUGAAGACCUCUAUUCAUGUUCUCUGAACACUGAAACGAGCUUUGCCUGCAAUAGCCAGCACCCGCCUCUUGCACCUCACCAUCCCAGAGGCAGUAAUCAUUGUGUCCAACAAGAUGGGGGACACAGCGCCCCCGCAGGCCCCCGCUGGAGGGUUGGGAGGGGCUUCUGGGGCGGGGCUCCUUGGAGGGGGCUCAGUCACCCCGAGAGUGCACAGUGCUAUUGUGGAACGCCUGCGGGCUCGCAUUGCUGUCUGCCGACAGCACCACCUGAGCUGCGAAGGACGCUAUGAACGUGGUAGGGCCGAGAGCUCAGACCGAGAAAGGGAAAGCACCAUGCAGCUUCUCAGCCUGGUCCAGCAUGGUCAGGGGGCAAGGAAAGCUAGCAAACAUGCUAAGGCUACAGCCUCGACUGCCACCACCACAGCCCCUCCACCGCCCCCUACUGCCCCUCCUGUGGCCUCCCAGGCGGCAGCCACAGCCCCACCACCUCCACCAGACUAUCACCAUCACCAUCAGCAACACCGGCUGACCAGUAAUGAUAACGGUGGGAUAAACCGAGAGCAGCCGACAGCUUCGACCCCUGGGGACCAGCGGAACUCAGCCCUGCUUGCGCUCCAGGGCUCUUUGAAAAGAAAGCAAAUAGUCAACUUGUCUCCUGCCAACAGCAAGAGGCCCAAUGGCUUUGUUGACAGCUCAUUUCUUGACAUCAAAAGGAUCAGAGUUGGGGAGAACCUUUCUACAGGUCAGGGGGCCCUCCCAGUAAAUAAUGGACAGAGUCAAAUGAUGCCAGGGCCCUUGCCCAUGAAUCCAGCACCCCUGAGGAAGACUAAUGCUCUACCACCUCCUGUACAUUCUCCUGGCAACAAUUUGUUUAACAUGGGCUUAAAGGAGGUGAAGAAAGAACCUGGGGAGACCCUGUCUUGCAGUAAGCACAUGAAUGACCAAAUGACACAAGAGAGUGUUUUUACUAAUAGGUUUGGAGAUGACCCUGGAGAUCAACUGAUGGACCCUGAGCUGCAGGAACUGUUCAAUGAACUGACCAACAUAUCAGUGCCUCCCAUGAGUGACCUGGAGCUGGAGAACAUGAUCAAUGCUACCAUUAAGCAGGAUGACCCAUUUGGCAUUGAUUUGGGUCAGCAGAGCCAGAGGAGCACACCAAGACCCUCCCUGCCCAUGGAGAAGAUCAUUAUUAAAAGCGAAUAUUCACCUGGUUUGACACAAGGCAGUUCAGGCUCUCCCCAGCUGAGACCCCCAUCAGCUGGCCCUGCAUUUUCCUUGGCUAACUCUGCACUCUCCACUUCCUCCCCAAUCCCCACAGUUCCCCAGAGUCAGCCUCAGCUUCAGACAGUAUCAGGAGCAAACAGGGCCUUGCCAAGUUGGCAAGAGGUAUCCCAUGCUCAACAGCUCAAGCAGAUAGCUGCAAACCGCCAGCAGCAUGCACGGAUGCAGCAGCAGCAGCAACAGCAGCAGCAGCAGCCACCUCCCAGCUGGCCAGCCCUGCAGUCCUCUGCUGGGCCAUCCCCAGGGGCAUUUGUGCAGGAAAAAAUCCCCAGCCCUUCCUUCAACCAGCAACCAUUCAGCCCACAGGGAUCGCCCAUGCCUGGGGUGACUGGCAGCAGCAACCAGUCCAAAGCAGCUGCCAAUUACACAUACAAGGCCAGCCCCUCAGCCCAGGCCGGACACCUGGACGUGCUUCUGCAGCAAAAGCCUCAGGAUCUUAGUCGAAGUUUUAUUAAUAACCCGCACCCGACCUUGGAGCCCCGGCAUGGCAACACCAAGCCUUUGUUCCAUUUUAACUCAGACCAAGCAAACCAGCAGAUGCCUUCUCUUUUGCCUUCCCAAAACAAACCUUCACUCCUGCACUAUACCCAGCAGCAGCAGCAACAGCAGCAGCAACAACAGCAGCAACAGCAGCAGCAAGGCUCCCUAGUGGCUCAGCAGCAGCAGCAGUCACAGCCGCAGAGCUCAUUGGUAGCUCAGCAGCAGCAGCAGCAGCAACAACAACAACAGCAACAGCAGCAGCAGCAACAGCAGCAGCAGCAGCAGCAGCAGCAGCAGCAGCAGCAGCAGCAGCAAGGUUCAUUGACAGCUCAGCAGCAGCAGCAGCAACCAUCCCAACCCACCCAAGCUUUACCAAGCCAGCCUUUGCUAAGGUCACCCUUGCCACUUCAGCAAAAGAUCAUGCUUCAGAAAAUGCAAAAUCAGUCCAUCACGGGCCUGGGAUACCAAGUCACUCAACAGCACAGACAGGAUCAACACACUGUGGUAGGCCAGAACACAGGCCCCAGUCCAAGUCCCAACUCCUACUCAAAUCCAAACACUGGAAGUGGUUACAUGAACUCCCAGCAGUCCCUGUUGAAUCAGCAGAUGAUGGGGAAGAAACAGACCCUGCAGAGACCAACCAUGGAGCAGAAGCAGCUUCUCCUCCAGCAGCAGAUGCUGGCUGACUCGGAGAAACUUUCCCCUCAGGAUCAGAUGAACCGACAUCUGACAAGGCCACCCCCAGACUACAAAGACCAAAGAAGAAAUGCGGGCACCUUGCAGCCAGCUGCUCCGUAUUCUGGUGGCUCCUCUACAGUGAGUUUAAACUCUAACCAGGCUUUGACAAACCCAGUUUCAACACACACCAUCUUAACUCCGAACUCCAGCCUCAUGUCUACAUCUCAUGGGAUGAGAAUGCCAUUGUUAUCCACAGUUCAGAACAUAGGGAUGUAUGGAAACCUGCACUGUAACCAGCCUGGCACCUACACCGUCACAUCAACAAUGAACCAGCUGGCACAACAGAGAAAUACAACUCAACUGAUGACAAAUCAGAGCAACCCUCUGAUGUCACGGCCAUCUCCCUUAGGGGCAAAUAAUGGUAACAAUGUGGCCACCUUUGGAGCUGGAUCUGCUGGCAGUUCACAACAAUUAAGACCAAAUUUGGCUCACAGUUUGUCAGGUAUGCCAGCCCAGAGGUCAUCAACUGUCAUGAUCACAGCCAACACGACAACAACAAACUGGGCUUCUCAAGAGGUGACAGGGAAACAACAGGAAGCCCUCAAAUCCACAGGGGUCCGCUUCCCAACAAGCACACCUACAGCCUAUACCCCAAACCAGUCUUUGCAACCAGGAGUAGGGAGCCAGCCAUUUUCCCAGAGGGCAGUGGCGCCCCCUAGCCAGUUAACUCCAGCAGUGCAAAUGAGACCUAUGAACCAAAUGAAUCAGACAUUAAAUGGGCAAACCCUGGGUCCACUCAGGGGUUUGAACCUCAGACCCAAUCAGUUGGCCACCCAGAGUCUGUCUAAUAUGAACCCAUCAGGAACAGGAUUGAAUCAGCCUAGGACAGGCACCAACCAGCCUCCAUCCCUGACACCCAACGCUUUUCCUUCAUCCAACCAAAGUUCCAGGGCUUUUCAAGGACCUGACCAUGGCAGUGAUUUAGCUUUUGACUUCCUCAGCCAACAGAGCGACAGCAUGGGCCCCGCCCUGAACAGUGAUGCUGAUUUCAUCGAUUCUUUAUUGAAGACAGAGCCUGGCAAUGACGACUGGAUGAAAGAUAUCAACCUUGAUGAGAUCCUGGGAAGCAAUUCCUAAGGUGGAAGGAAGGUAGUCCAUAGGCUCCGAGCACGGUUUUCCGAGGAUACUGUAAUGCCAAACUGCUGAAGUCUGAGGGAACUACAGACAUCAAAACAGAAAGUUGGCAGGAACCACAGUGGUGAACAUUUUGGUUCACUUGCUUGUUUUAAAAACUCUUGAGCCUGAUAGUAAAACAUUGGGAUUGGUUUUCCCUGCCUGAACUUCAGGAUGUGUUAUCCGGUUUAUCCAAACACAACUGUGAUGCUGGUGUGUAAUUAAUUGUGUGAAAUGGUCUUCCCAAGUUCCUUUUCUAGUGAAGGAAGUACAGUAGAACUUGAGGCCUGUUUCAAUCCCAUAUCAAUAGGCAGGCACUUGUUCUAAGCAACAGGCAGCAGACUGUCAUCUAGUAGAUAAAUAUGCUCUGACUUCUCUGUUGUUAUUUGUCUUAAAGCUUGCAGGAAAGGUUGAAUUGUUACAUGGUUGUUUGGAGUAACCUAAGAAAGAGGGAUCCAGAGAAGCUAGAAGCUAUCCAGCAGAUUAAUUGAUUCCUUUCCUAGAUGCACUCCUCAGUUUUGUAAUUUUCCCACUAAAAUACAAAGUAUGAUUGACUUCAAGUCAUUUAAGCACCUGAACUUCACAAACCUGUUGAGAAAAGGAAUACGUUUUCUUAAAGCUCUGCAAAGUCCUCUUGUCUUUACGACACCUUUGGGCUCUCUCUGUCUUUACCACUGCACCAAUAUCACUGGCCCAGAGUAUUUUCUGUGCUGGUUUGUUUUGUAUUUUGCUGAGAUGCUGUGUCUCAUGAUAAAACAGGAAUGCAGGGCUCACAACCUGACUGGGGCUUCCCUCCCAAAUUUUAUAGAUAACCAAGACUGGUCCUGAUCACUCUGAAAUACCAGUGCGCAACUGCUUUCAUCAAAUUUCACUUCAAAAAAAAAAAUUAAGUCUUGCCAUGUAGGAGAAAAACAUGGCCACGAAUAACCAGUGGUGUUGCUCACUGUGAUUGAUAGCCGCUGCUCUGUUCCCAAGCAGAAUGAAGUGGAGCCUCCUAUUUUUUUGGUAGCCAGAGACUGAUUUGUAAAAAAAAGGAAGAAAGAAAGAAAGAAAGAAAGAAAGAAAGAAAGAAAGAAAGAAGAAAAAAAGAAAGAAGUGAAAGUGUGAAUUAGAGUCAGAUUAGAGAAUAUCCUGUUUUGGUUGAAGGUAAGAAACAGGAAGAGGCAUGAGAAGGCACAAAGCUGUUUCACAGAGCUCAGAGGAAACAGUAACUGACAGACAAAUACAGCUUUUCCCUGGACAUACUACUACAUGGACUUAGGUGAGCAGCUGAGCCUAGUGGUCUUUGUGGAGCCACCCACUCACUAUUCAUGACGCAGCGAGCUCUUGCCAUAUGGUGCCUGGGGCCUUCUUGUCCAGGUCUCUUCCCUCAGGGCUGAGUGUUAUAGCGAAAUGUGCAUGUGUCUGGGUCACUGAACCUCAGUGCCCACACCCAUUUACACUGCAAAAUGGAGCUGGUAUCCAGGUUUGAGAGGGCUCUAAAAGACCACUACCACCUUCCUAAAUCCAGAGAAUCGAAGGCUACUUUCAAUCUUUGAGUUAGACGUCCACACACUAAAAUACCAAGUAUGAUUGACUUCAAGUCAUUUAAGCACCUGAACUUCACAAACCUGUUCAGAAAAGGAACACAUUUUCUUAAAGUUCUGCAAAGUCUUCUUGUCUUUACAAUGCCUUUGGGCUCUCUCUGUCUUUACCACUGCACCAAUAUCACUGGCCCAGAGUAUUUUCUGUGCUGGUUUGUAAAUAUUAAUAAAUUACUUGUUUUGUAAACUUUUGUAAAGAAUAUUUUGGUAGAAAUACUUAAAACAUAUUCUUUGGAUUAUAUUUAUACAUAUGUGAAAUAAAUAUACUAUCGAAAGGUUAUAUUUUAUACAAAAAGUAAAUUGUUACCUUUUGUAUGCUAAUAUACAAAGUUUUGUAUAAUAUGAUGGUUUAUUUUUAGCUCUACAUUUAAACCAUAGGUGAUUGAGUGGAAGCUUUGAAAAACCACCAAGAGGCGUGUUAAGUAAAUGUAUAUCCUGAGACCUCACUCGGAAAGCAUUCCAGGUCCUAUCCCUCCCUGUUCUUGUUGUUUUCCAGCUCAGAUCCUUUAUUAAGCCCAUAGUUCUCAUGUCUCAUUUGAUGACUCUGCUGUGCACACUGUACCUGUCCCUGUUGCAUGUGUCCUCCUGUGUGUCUCCCAUUAUACAAAACAGUGUUUCUCCAUGAAAAAAGAGAGGAAAAUAAUGUAUAAAUAUAAACGUGUGAUUUUGUGGCUCCUCCAGAUGACUGUACAUAUCUGCAGGACUUCUCAGUCUCUGACCAUGUGAUUCAGCUUGUUUCGCCCUAACCCAAACAGUACAGUUCAGUUGUCCAACUGAAGAGGCAAAGGAAACAACAUGACUGGUUUUUCUUCAAUCUUAAUGUGAAUUUCAUAAUUAAUGUCUAUUUAUUCAGCUAUUCAUUAAAAUACAGGAUUCUUUGGGGGGGGGACAGUAUAACCUAUAGUUUUUCUUUUUGUUGGCAGCCUAUUACCAAAGAUGAUGUAAUUUUCCUGAAAGCUGGGAUAAUGACAAUUUUAUAGACAAACUUAGUAAAAGCCUCAGGAUUUACAACGUAAGAGCUAUUGGGAUACAAACUCUCAUUUAUAGACAUGCCAGACUACUUAAUUGCUGACAUUGUUUAUCAUUCUGACAUAUAACAGAGAAGGUAAGAGUCGUUUCUCUCUCUUCUAUUUCCUUCUUUUUCCUUCUUCCCCCUCCCCCUCCUCCUCCUACUCCUCCUCCGUUUUCUUCUAAUUCAGAGACUAGAAAGUAAUAUAGGCAAAUAAUUACUUAUUGGCUUUGUGUUCAGCCCAAUGAAUGGAGUCACUGAGUGAAAUGCUGAUGUCACCUGCAUUGCUGUCCUGAACCCACGAAUGUAAAGAUUUCAACUUGUAAUACAAGCAUUUUGUAUUGUGUAUAAUUUCAUGUGUAAAAAAAAAAAUAGUUUAAAGCAA